UCAAUUUUUAUUUUCUGUUCCACCUUCAAAUUUAAACCUGUUAAUUUCUGUUCUAAUGCUAUUUAUCUCAAUGAGUUUGAAAAUAAAUUGUAUUGGUUUAUUUUUAAAUAGACUUAUCAAAGCAUAGUUUUUAGACAAAAUUUGGUACAACUUAUAGUUGAAAUAAACCAU
This is a messenger RNA of Nezara viridula (southern green stink bug), 171 nucleotides long. The record is from the annotation of a GenBank genome assembly. NCBI's taxonomy places the organism in Eukaryota, Metazoa, Arthropoda, Insecta, Hemiptera, Pentatomidae.